Homo sapiens (human) is the source of this 2717-nucleotide messenger RNA. It is a transcript of the gene CHMP2B, whose product is annotated as charged multivesicular body protein 2B. Gene Ontology annotation, biological process: multivesicular body sorting pathway; midbody abscission; ubiquitin-dependent protein catabolic process via the multivesicular body sorting pathway. The coding region runs from base 246 to 983 and encodes 245 amino acids. The record is from RefSeq and is marked reviewed. The transcript has 7 exons. Gene Ontology annotation, cellular component: nuclear pore; amphisome membrane; kinetochore. NCBI's taxonomy places the organism in Eukaryota, Metazoa, Chordata, Mammalia, Primates, Hominidae.
GUUAGUUCCCGGUCACCUGAGCUCCGGGUGACGCGGCUGCGGUAGCUGCGGAUACAAGCCUUCCGCGGGUCCUGCCUGGCGACCCCGACCUCCUCCUGCUGUCUCUCCGCUCCGCCACCCCGAACCCGCCAAGGUCCUGUCCUUUUCCUCCUGUCCUUUGCCAGCGUUGGGCCGGACCGGGCCGAGCCGGGCCGCCCGGGCGCAGUCUUUAACCAUGGCGUCCCUCUUCAAGAAGAAAACCGUGGAUGAGUUUCGCUGUUGUUGCCCAGGCUGGAGUGCUGGAGUGCAAUGGCAUGAUCUCGGCUCAACGCAACCAUCACCUCCCAGAUUCAAGCGAUUCUUCUACCUCAGCCUACCGAGUAGCUCGGAUUACAGAUGUAAUAAAGGAACAGAAUCGAGAGUUACGAGGUACACAGAGGGCUAUAAUCAGAGAUCGAGCAGCUUUAGAGAAACAAGAAAAACAGCUGGAAUUAGAAAUUAAGAAAAUGGCCAAGAUUGGUAAUAAGGAAGCUUGCAAAGUUUUAGCCAAACAACUUGUGCAUCUACGGAAACAGAAGACGAGAACUUUUGCUGUAAGUUCAAAAGUUACUUCUAUGUCUACACAAACAAAAGUGAUGAAUUCCCAAAUGAAGAUGGCUGGAGCAAUGUCUACUACAGCAAAAACAAUGCAGGCAGUUAACAAGAAGAUGGAUCCACAAAAGACAUUACAAACAAUGCAGAAUUUCCAGAAGGAAAACAUGAAAAUGGAAAUGACUGAAGAAAUGAUCAAUGAUACACUUGAUGACAUCUUUGACGGUUCUGAUGACGAAGAAGAAAGCCAGGAUAUUGUGAAUCAAGUUCUUGAUGAAAUUGGAAUUGAAAUUUCUGGAAAGAUGGCCAAAGCUCCAUCAGCUGCUCGAAGCUUACCAUCUGCCUCUACUUCAAAGGCUACAAUCUCAGAUGAAGAGAUUGAACGGCAACUCAAGGCUUUAGGAGUAGAUUAGUCAAAAGAAGUCAUACUAUUUUGCUUACUUAUAAUUAUGUAGUAUAAACCAAGCACAGUGCAGAUUUCUUUUACAAAACACAUGUAUUUUGCAAAAAAAAAAAAAAUGAAGACCAUGAGUGAACAGUUGUUUCCUAACCCAUGGCUAUUUAGAAUCUUUUGCCAAAGAAUGACAAUGAUGCAAAAAUGGGAACAGUUUGGAUUUUAAUUAGAACUGUUUAGGAGUGAUGAUGUGUAAAAAGUUGACUUCUCUUUUGCAUGGCACAGAGAAAUUAUAUUCCUUACUUCAUGUCAGUUUAUGUUCUAAAUCUUUUUCACUGAAUAUAAAAAUCUUGUUAAAUGCCAUUAGGCACCAACUUAAAGAGGGUUGUAAAAAUAUUAAAAGUAUAUCGUUAAUUCUGUAUCUGUUGCUUGUCUUUUGUAAGUGAUUAUGUGUUAUGACCAUAGGUGGUUACAGCUGCCAAAUUAUUUUUAAAUGGUCAAAAAGAAGAGUGCUAUUUAAACAUCUGUCUUAAACAAAAACUGUCAUAACUUUUCUUUUUUCUUUUUCCAUUAGGAGAACAUUCUAGUUGGUAAAUUUCAAAAUGUGCUUGACACCUGCCUUAAAUAGCACAGACCUAUUGUGCACAUCUUUAAAUUAUUUCAGCUGGCAGAAAAGAAUUACAUUUAAAACUGAAAUCAAGGCCUCAAUACAAAGAUUAUCCUGGCUCUUUUCUAUCUCUGUGGGCCUAAUUGAAAUAUGUACUCUUAUUUUAGACACGCCUCUGUUAAAACAGACCAGGUUUUCCUGGUCUCAGACCUAUGAUGACUUGUCCCUUUGAUGUCACUACUGUGAAUUGAAUAUAAUUAGUAAAAAUAGACGAUGAAUAAAUAACACUUUAUAGUAAGAAAACAAUAUAUUUUGGCCAUCUAAAAAUGAGAAUUAUAAUUAUAUGAAUUAUAAUUUAAACUGUUUAAUUUUGUUUAAUGUGUAUAUUGAAUCUUCCAAAUUGAAGCCAUUAUUCUCAAUUAAGUACUACAACUAUGACAAUGCUUGACCUACAUUUCUAAAAUAAAAAUUCACAUUUUUUGAUAAAUAAACUACAGUUUUACCAGAAAUUACUAUCUAAAUGUGUAUUAGCAGUAUUUUUUAAGGUGAAAUUGCCUUGGUAUCUAAUGAAUGUGUAGACAGGGAGAUAAAAUGAAGGAUUGCCAGACUAGUUAGAAUAGAAUUUAGGAUUAGGUUAGUUUUGAAAAAUGAUGUUGUAAUAUAUGGGUUCUAACACAUCCUACCAUAAAAACUGGAGGAGAUAUGUGUAACCUGGUUAAUUUGGGAUGGUGGACAUUUUGGGCUAAUACUGACAAAAUACAUCUUAGGACUAGUAUACAUGUGACACGGAUUGCUAGGAGGAAUGAAAAACUAAACUGUAUAGUUUAUAUUCCGUAAACCAUUUUAUAAUGUUCAAAGAUUAGGUUUUGUUAUUGAUAGUAUUAAAUACACAGUUUCUCUUAACAGUGAUGGGUGAAAACAUUUUACCGGAUUAUGGAAUGUUUACCAGAACAUGUUUUGAUUCUUGAAUGUACAUAAUAAUGCCAUCUAACUUAUUUACGUUCUUGUUUACAUGUGGGAGCUUUUGUUUUCAAAAAUUAUUUUGUUAAAAAAUCUCAAUAAAGAUUUAUUAUUGUUGUUCUUUUCUUACCUUUUUUGCUCUUUUUGGUUCCUGCUAAAAUUAAAAAUUUUAUGCAUAUUUGGUAA